Messenger RNA from Dracunculus medinensis (Guinea worm), 555 nucleotides. NCBI's taxonomy places the organism in Eukaryota, Metazoa, Nematoda, Chromadorea, Rhabditida, Dracunculidae. The record is from the annotation of a GenBank genome assembly.
AUGAGACUUUUCGUGCAUACAUUCAGUAUAUUGGUGAAUUCAGCUGAUUGCGAUGAAUUGGCAAAUCAAAUGCACCAACGGUGGUUAUCGAAUAAAAAUUUUGGACGAGUCGCAGCAUUAAUAGUAUUGCAUUAUCACAAAGCUGAUGAUACAAAUUUAACGUUAUUUUCGAAAUGCCUUUAUCAUAUAUUAACAGAUUAUCGUAAUCGAUUCAUGAUAAGAAAUAAAAAUCGUUUAGUAUUCAGGAAUAGCGUUCGUGCUCUACUCGAAUUAUAUACAACAUUUCGACAAAUAGAUCCGAUAAUAAGCGAAUCUCUUCUAAAACCAAUCUUUUCAUCACUAAAAAUGCUUAUCGAUGAUCAAGCUGAUAAUAAUGAUAUUGAGUCAUUAUGUGAAAUAUUUAUCGAUAAAGGAUCAAUCUUAGUAAAGUUAAAGCCUAUAAAGUGCGAAAAAAUUAUUCUUCGUAUGCGAACUUGCCUAUGUGAAUGGCAACAAUUAACAACAAAUACUCGUCGUCUUCUUCUAAAGAAUGGAAAAGCGAAUGGAACAAUUUAA